AUGUCAUGGAAUUUAUCAGAUAAUAAACUUUUCAUAAGAAUAGAGAGAGGUAGAAAACCUCGUCUGAAAGUCGAUGAGACAGGAAGGACUGUUCAUGCUGUCCUUCCCAAUGAAACAAAUGUAAAUUGGCCUCCGAUAAAAACAGAAUUAUCAGGCGGAUAUACUAUUACCAUUCAACGUUUGCAACAACAAUACAAGAUCUCAGUUCAGCACUUGCAUGAGAAGAAGCCGGAGAUAGUUGUCUACUCAACACCAUGUGCAUAUGAUAAUGAAUUGAAAACAGUCAUCAAAGAGAUGAACACCCAAAUCAAUGAUGUUGGCAUAGCUGGUCCAAAUUUGGAUGUUUUAGGAAAUAUUAAAUGUCAAAACAUAACAUUUGAAUCAACUGUCGGCACAUUACAUAUAAAUGCUCGAAUACUAAGUAAUAGAUUAGUCUUAUUGGCUCAAAGCGUUGUCAUUUCGACGGAAUCUUUACUGAGCACUCGAAAAUUUCGUUCUGUAUCGAGAAAACUUCAAUUAGAUGGUCGAUUAUAUGCUCAUGAAUGUAGUGAAUCUCCUCGACAUCUUUCGGUUGUUUUCGAUUCAAAUCUCGUUCAUCUGGGAGUUGAUGGAUGUAUUGGAGAAUCAAAUGAUAAAGAAAACAAUAAAUUAUCCAACAAAAAGUCAUCUCAAAAAGCGUCUCAAAUCACCGUGGACACGUUAUCCAUCCAGAUUACGGGAUCUUUGGCUAAUUAUGGUCGCAUAAUCUCAUUGGAAAAAACUGAACUUAAAAUCGGAGAUAGUUUAUUGUCGCUGAGUGAUGGAACUAUUGAUAGUGCUGGUCGAGGAUAUGAUGCAUUGAAAGGGAUCCGAGGCGUACGAUCACGAACUGCAUGUGCUCCUUCAUCUGCAUCUUUGAGACAAGCUAUAACUUCACAGAAUGCAAAUGAAGCUGCGCAUCUGAUUGAAAAUGGAGUCGAUUUGAAUGAUCAAUCUAGUCGUAUGAAUAGAAGAAAUCUGACUUUACGUCAAGAAGCCAUCAAGAAGUAUCAUGAGAAGAAAGGUGAAUCUCUUCUGAACAAGAACCGAGCCAACAUCACCCUCAUAAAUGCCCUUUUUACCAUCCACGAUUGGAAACGAGGAACAAUCCAAUCAUCAGCUAUCUUGGCUGUAAUAGGCAAACGAUGUGACGAUUGUGCCCAGUUCUCAGCUCAAGAGUUACAAAUGAAAAUCGGAAGCAGUGCUACUGUUGAGAAAGAUUCAAUUUGGAGUUCAUCGUGGAUAGAAAUGGAAGUCGGAGCUGAUAUGACUAUUUUGGGUCAAGUAAAACAUAAAACUUUAAUUGUUUCUUGUGUGGGAACAGUGCGAGUCACUCAAACGGCCAUCAUAAAUCAUGAAAUCUUUGCGAGAAUUAACAGUAAAAAUUUUGAUUGUGACGGAAUCUGGUCUAUAGGAGAGACAUUCGUAAUUGAUUCCUCAAACAAUAUAACUUUUUAUUCAAAUUCUUAUAUUGAAUCGGAGAAGAUGGAAAUUGGGUGUGAAGGAAAUGUGGUUUUGAGGGGUUCUUGGCAAGUUGGCACUCUUUGGAUGAAAGUUGCGGAUAUGUUUGACAUUAGUAAUACAGCCAAAGUGUUCACUGAAGAGAAUGUGACCAUCACAGCAAAGAUAUUGAAAAGUCAGGGAUUUUUCAAUUCUGUUGAAAGCUGUCAGAUGCAAAUUCAUGAAACUGCUAACUUCUUGCCUUCAUCUAAGCUCGAAUGUCGGAAUUUGAAUUUGAUCUCUGAAGGUAACUGUGUGCUGGCUGGUAUUUGGAUGGUUAAUCAACUGAAUGUUUAUGUUCGAAAGAAUUUCUCGACUCUCGAAGGAGCGAAGUGUGCUAUAUUCACCAAAGCUACAGUAACAACUGGUUCAUUCCGAAACGAUUCACUGUGGCAGAUUGAGAAUGACGGUUUGUUCACAAUCGGGAGAAUUGAACAAAGUUCACAUGGAACUCUGUUCAUCAAGCAAACGUUGGAUCUUGUUUUGCAUUCUGAAUCUUCUAAUAAUUGGGAUGGAAGAAUAGUUUGCAGCCGGUUUUUACUCCGUUGUUUGAAAUUAUGUAAAUUCGAUGGGUUUUUGCGAGCUAAUGAGGCUGAAGUAACUGUACCCUAUCCUGGGGAAUCUCAGAUGCAUGCUAAUGGUCAGUGGGACAUAUUGGCUGGACCUUUGACGGUAAAAGGAAACAGCUCAUACUUUUCCUUGUCUCCAAAGAAGAAACAUCCGUUCCCUGCUUUCAUUCUUUCGGGACGUCUCUCAGCAACAGCUAUCAUAGCCCCUUUCACUUCAAUUGAAAUAUCUGAAAAUUCUAUAACUAGACUGAUUGGAUUAUCGAGUCCAAACCCUGAGAUUGAAUUCAAUGUUUUGAUCGCUGCAGGGUCAUUAACAACAGGAAAGAAUUCGACUAUUGUUUCUUUGGCUAAAAACCCUUCAAUGGAGGGAAUAAUAUGUGCUGAAACAUGGUUCCAUGAGGGGCAAAUUCGAUUCCAAGCUCAAGAAGUUCAUUUGCUAGCCAACAGUUGGAUUCAGAAUGGCCGUUUAACCAAUUGUCAAACAAAAGAAAAUCAUUUGCAAUCCGCACGAGUAGUAGUAGAAGAACUUCUGUUAAACAAAGGAACGAUUGCAUGUGAUUGCUUACAAAUUAUUGGGGAAGGAAUGCUUGAAAAUCAUGGAAGGAUCUUUGCUUCUGAGAAUAUGGACAUCAGCUUGAAGAAUUUUGAUAAUGAUCAGGGGUCGAUGGAAUCAAAAAACAGCAUGAAGCUUCUAUCUGCCUCGAGAGAUUGGACCAGACUGAGCGGGUCAAUCAAAGCUAAAACGGAUUUGCAACUCUGUGCUCAUAAAUUAGAAUUUGCAGUCAAGGAUGCUACCUCGUUAUCUAGAGAAGGACGUCUCAGUUUCUCCGCAAAGAACGAUCUAUUCCUUUCAACGCCUAUUGUCGAUGAAAACCAUCAACUGGCUCUAGGAUGCGCAGCUCAAAGAUCUAUCAUCAUGAACGCCAAAGUAGAAAUUGAUCGCUUAGAAGUCCUGUUAGGUGGAAGUGAAAUAGACGCUACUCUUCUUCACUUGCGUGAAAAUGCUGACGUUUACGUCAAUAACCUUAUUAUAACUGGAAGUUCCAAAGAAAUCCAAAUUUGCUUGGAAGGAAAGCUUAGAUGCGGCCGUUUGUCGAUAUCUUCCGGUUUCCAAAAGGUCACCUUGACCGGUAGAGGUUUUGCUGAGAUUGAUAAUUUGCAAGCCGAUAAAUCUGAUGUUCUUCUGGAUCUCAUCGAAGUAGCUUCAUUUGGCCACAUAACAGCUAACGCCGUAGAGAUACUUUCACAAUCCAUUCUAAGGUUGAAGCCAUAUGGAGAGUCCGACUCGAGCACCAUUCUAACACCCAACUUGAAUAUCAAAGGAAAUCUUUUAGUGGAUGGAAAGUUGUUCAUUACAGCUUUAAAGGGCUCUGAAAUAUACAUAAAUGGCUCUAUCGUGGGGUCAUCCCCUGAAUCAGAAGUCUGUAUCGAAGGAAUCAAGCUGCGACUCACAGGACUGAUAGCUAGUUUGAAAUUCCUGGAAAUCUUUGCAAAAGAGACCCUCACAAUCACGAAUGGGAAAUUCAAAAAUAUAAAUGGAUCAGCAAUCGAAUGUAAAGAGCUCUUUGCUAACGUCAAUAUGGAUGACUGUCUGCAAAGCGUAUGGAAUAGCGAAGUUGCAAACAUCUCAGGAAAAUGUAUUUCUUCAACCGGAUCAGACAUUCUUUCUAUAUUCUCAUCAACUAUUCAAUCUUCAAUCAACUGCCAUAAUAUGCAAAACCUUACAAUAGGAUGCUCAAGAUCAGCUUACAUAACAGGAUCAUUGUCAAGCUGUAAAAAAAUAGAAUUUGAUGCAAAAUGGUUAACAAGUGAUUGUAAGAUAACAGAUUGUGAGAAUGUCACAUGUUCUGCUUGGUCCUUGCAUAUCAAAUCACCUAUAGAAGCUGCUAAAAUUGAGUUGUCCUCAUUAGGAGUUGUCUUAUUAACUACUUCGCUCACAACACCUGAUAUGCAAGUAGUUGGCCUCUUUGUAUUGAGUCCAAACCAUUCACUACCAACAUCUUGCGUUCAUUCAUUACUUCUCAUCAGUCCUUACAUGGAGACUGCUCCAACGGGACUUAGUUAUCUGCAUUUCAUGAUUGGAGAUGCCUCUACUCCAAUAUCUUUGUCGCCUUCCGAAUUGACUGCAUGGAAAGAAGCAGCAACAAUGAUGAAAGAUCGAUUCAGUAGUACAUCGAUUGAUGCUGAUGAGUUACUGCUGGGAUUAAAAUAUCUCAGUGAUCUUCGUCCAUCUAACAUCACCUUGAAUGUCACACACAACAUGUAUCAGGAACUAGACAAAAUGAUUGAGAAGUUCAACAAGAGCCCAAUCAACUUCUUCAGUAGUGCCGAUUUGGUUGCCAUUAUUUAUUCCAGUCGCAACACCAUUAUUCCAACAGCAAAUGAGAAGAUAAUUAAUAAAAAAAGCAAAAAAAAAUCAGAAAGUUUACUGUUCUCCGUGCUUUCACGCUUCCGUUCAGCUAAGUACGACAAGAACUGUAGAGCAUCAUCCGAUUCAGAUGGCGGAUACGCCAGUCGAAGUUCUUCAGAAGAUCUUGAUAUCAAAGAGAAACGAGUCUCCACGGCUUCACCUACUCAGAGCAUAGUCUUACCGUUGUUCGAGAAAGAUCACAUGGAAAGAAUCGACAGAACAUUGGAGGAAGCAGACAACUCAAAGCCUAAUAAUGCAGAACAAAUCAGCGAAUCAUUUUUAGAGGAAGAAGAGGAGUUAUUACAAUUUGAAGAAUUGGAACAGGAAAUAUGUGAUGCCGAAAAUGGCAUAGUUAGAACAGAUUACAUAAUCUGUCACAAUCACCGUAUUCAACUCGCAAGAAUUAAACAAAAGCUUUCGCUCUGCUCGACCAGUAGACCACAAACCCAGUUCCCAAUUAUGAGAGUGAGCUCAUCCAAUGACUUGGUGAUGAAACGGAUAAAGGUGAAGAAUGCUCUGUCGUCAUUGGAUUUGAGAUCAUUCGGAAGUGAAAUCUCUCUGCUUUCACUUGAUUUUUCAAAGACACCAGACGUGGGCAGUCCCAUUCACUACCCUUCUAGUCCUCUUCAAAGAUCUCGUAUACCGCGAGGAUCAUUCAGAAGUCCUUGCAAAAUGCAAAGCCCUUGUGAAUAA
Molecule: messenger RNA, 5190 nt
Organism: Auanema sp. JU1783
Lineage: Eukaryota; Metazoa; Nematoda; Chromadorea; Rhabditida; Rhabditidae
Source: the annotation of a GenBank genome assembly